Molecule: messenger RNA, 1482 nt
Organism: Aspergillus calidoustus
Lineage: Eukaryota; Fungi; Ascomycota; Eurotiomycetes; Eurotiales; Aspergillaceae
Source: the annotation of a GenBank genome assembly
AUGCAAUCCAUCAACGUCGACGUUCUGGUAUGCGGCGGGGGAAUGUCGGGGAUGGCAUGUGCCUCCUUCGCAGCGCAAUCCGGAGCUCGAGUGCUGGUCGUUGAGAAGCAAAGCACCGUCGGCGGCUCGUCCAACUACUCGGCAGGCAUGUUCUGGGGCCCUCAGACCUACGAGAAACUCAGAUCCUGGGUCCCGGAUGGAGAUCCCCGCUUGCAACGCGCUUGGCUAGACGAUUAUCUACGUGCCGUGCAAUGGAUGCGCGAGAAUCAGGUCCCUACGGCGCCGCGGUUUGACGGAAUCAUGACAAUCGGAAUCGGCUUCCCAAUCAAGGUCCCGCACCUCCACAGCCUACAUCGCCGUCGAAUCCAGUCCAGCAACACCGGAUCCGAGAUCUGGACAAACAGCGCAGUCGUCAAGCUUAUGCAGAAAUCCCCGGGGGUCCCAGGCUCGCGCAUCACGGGUGCUAUUGUUCGUCGCGGAGCCGCCUCCUAUCCUCAGGAGCCCGCGACAUACUGCCAGGUCACAGCACGGAUGGUCGUCUUAGCCACGGGCGGUUUCCAGGGAUCAUCCAGCCUGACGUCGCAAUACCUCGGCCAGGGCGCGGACAACAUCUUCGUGCGUUCGAACAAGGGCUCCGUGGGUGAUGGACUCAAUCUCGCGGUCGCGGUUGGAGCGGCGACGAGUAGGGGGAUGAACACCUAUUAUGGGCACCUGAUGGCUGCACCGCUCAGCGCGGACCAAGUAGACCCCAAGGACUACCUCCCCCUGGCGCAAUACCAGAGUAAAUACUGCCUGCUGCUCAACGAGGCCGGGCGGCGCUUCGCUGAUGAAACUACCGGCGACGAGAUCAUCAACCAAUACCUCGCAAAGCAAGAGAAACGGCGAGGGUUCCUGAUAUUCAACGAGAAAACACGCCAGCAGCACUGCGUAUCAUCCCUGUUCCCCAACGCAGGCGAUAUCGAUCGUCUACAGAAAGCUCGCGAGCACGGAUGCAAUGCCGGCACCGCUUCCACACUCGGUGAACUCGUUGAUGUCCUCGCCGGUUGGGGCGCCGACAGGGCUGGCGCCAUGAGAACCAUUGACGAGUACGACCGGGUGGUCCGACAAGGGGAACCGGGGUUGGCGCUGGACGCUCCUGUUGGUAGAGGAGGAGCGCCUCCUGGCCCAUUGGUAGAAGGGGAAGGACCAUUCUACGCAAUGGAAGUGCAGCCGUCCAUCACAUUUACCUACGGUGGCAUAAAAAUCGACCGGGAGGGCUACGCCCUGACUGCGGAUGAUACUAGAAUCCCUGGCCUUCUGGUCGCCGGUGUCGAUGCGGGCGGGUUUAGUAAUCUAGGAUAUGCAGGCGGCCUAGCACUCGCUUUUGUAACGGGUUUCUGGGCUGCGAAGAAGGCCGCAAGAGAAUUGGAUCUCCCUCUGCCGGCGCUGCCGCCUGCGAAUCCGGGAGAUGCAGAAGCUUUCCCAGUAAAGGGCCGUCUAUGA